This is a messenger RNA of Closterium sp. Naga37s-1, 599 nucleotides long. NCBI's taxonomy places the organism in Eukaryota, Viridiplantae, Streptophyta, Zygnematophyceae, Desmidiales, Closteriaceae. The record is from the annotation of a GenBank genome assembly.
AUGCGCGGCCGCGCCAGGUCUUGCCACCGCGUUUACCGCUGGCUCGCUCUUCGAAACUCGUUCUCCGCCCCGCCUGAUCUCCUCCCCGCUCUCACCCCUCUCUCCGUUCAUCCUUCCGCUCCUCCGCCGCGCUUCCCGCCAAUUGCGCGCACCGUAUUUGCGGCUUUCACUGGCCCCGCCUUUGAGGCGUCGCAUAAACCGACGCCGUCGCGCACCGCCUUUCCCUCUAGUACCAGUAGCGCAUCCCAGCCGUCCACGUGGAUCGCCGGACACGUCAGCAACAGCAACGACUACAUCCCGGGAGCGGCCGUUUAUAAUCUCAGGAACCUAAAAAACGCCACCUGCGGCGCCGGAGGCGGCGGCUAUGAUCGGCGGUACGGCGGAAAGCAGCAGGCGCGCGGAUAUGCGCGGCAGGCGGGGGGAGGGCGGCCGCGCACGCCCAUGGCGGUGCCGUUUCAGGUUACACCUGAAGAGGCCCGGGCUCUGUUGCGAGAACACCUGACGGGACACCUGCUGGCGCCCGCCAUUGCUGACGUGGACUCGUCUGUGGCUCUCAGUGCCGUGUUCCAGCCGUUCUGGACCUUCGCUGCUGACGGUGG